This is a messenger RNA of Cetraspora pellucida, 570 nucleotides long. NCBI's taxonomy places the organism in Eukaryota, Fungi, Glomeromycota, Glomeromycetes, Diversisporales, Gigasporaceae. The record is from the annotation of a GenBank genome assembly.
AUGUCAUUAUCAAAAGAAGUUAUCCUUAUGAUACUUGAAAGAUAUGAUUAUACAUCUUUUAAUGAUGUUAAAUCUUUAUAUUUUGUCAAUAAGAUGUUUAAUGAAUUUAUCAAAAGUAUUUUAUUAAACAUUUUUGCAGAGAAAAUCAAUAACAAAACUCAACUACAAAUUAAUAAUUUUAUUAAAGAUUGUGAGGUUGAUGAAUUCAAUAGAUAUUAUAUAAUAUUUAAAAAAUGGAUUAUUAGAAAAAAACUUGAACAAAAUUUAAAUAAUUACUAUAAAAAUUCAAUUCAUAUUGUUUUGAAGAUAUUGGUUCCUAAACCUGUUUUUAAUUUUAUGACAAGAACAUAUAUUUAUUAUUUUAAUUAUUCAAAUCAGUUUAUACGUAAUUUAAAUACAAAUGUUAGUUAUAUGAUUGAAAAUAAUUUAAAUUUUAAGUCUAAUUUGGUAGAAAUUAGAGAUGAAUUAUAUAAAUAUGGCACUUUAGAUACUGGAAUAGUACUUAUUUUAACAGAAGAAUGUUUUAAAAUUAAUUCUGAUAAUUUAAUUGAAUUCACCAGUUCAGAAUAA